AUGCCUGCCGCAAAGAAGCAUGUCCCUAUCGUCAAGAAGCGCACUGCGCGCUUCAACCGCCACCAGUCGGACCGCUUCAUGCGCGUAGACCCCAGCUGGAGAAAGCCCAAGGGUAUCGACAAUGCCAUGCGCCGUCGCUUCAAGGGCCAGGCUGUCAUGCCCAAGAUCGGUUACGGUUCCAACAAGAAGACCCGCCACAUGAUGCCUUCCGGCCACAAGGCUUUCCUCGUCAACAACGUCCGCGAGCUCGACCUUCUCCUCAUGCACAACCGCACCUACGCCGCUGAGAUCUCCCACGCCGUCUCUGCCCGCAAGCGCAUCGACAUUGUCGCCCGCGCCAAGCAGCUCGGUGUCAAGGUCACCAACGCCAAGGCCAAGAUCACCACCGAGUCAUAA
Messenger RNA from Aureobasidium melanogenum CBS 110374, 396 nucleotides. RefSeq names its product ribosomal protein L32e. Gene Ontology annotation, biological process: translation. The record is from RefSeq and is a predicted model, not a curated record. The coding region runs from base 1 to 396 and encodes 131 amino acids. The transcript is spliced from 3 exons. Gene Ontology annotation, cellular component: ribosome; cytosolic large ribosomal subunit. Gene Ontology annotation, molecular function: structural constituent of ribosome. NCBI's taxonomy places the organism in Eukaryota, Fungi, Ascomycota, Dothideomycetes, Dothideales, Saccotheciaceae.